This is a messenger RNA of Brachypodium distachyon (stiff brome), 4158 nucleotides long. Its product is annotated as cadmium/zinc-transporting ATPase HMA2. Gene Ontology annotation, cellular component: membrane. The coding region runs from base 598 to 3717 and encodes 1039 amino acids. Gene Ontology annotation, biological process: monoatomic cation transport. NCBI's taxonomy places the organism in Eukaryota, Viridiplantae, Streptophyta, Magnoliopsida, Poales, Poaceae. The transcript has 9 exons. Gene Ontology annotation, molecular function: ATP binding; ATP hydrolysis activity; zinc ion transmembrane transporter activity. The record is from RefSeq and is a predicted model, not a curated record.
AGAUCACGCUUCCUUUUCCUCACCAGCUUCAUCACACGCAUCUCCCUCUCUGUCUUUCUGCGCCAGAAUUCUUUCUCAGGUGGGAUCCAGCGUGUCAGAAGAACUCGGAGCCGAAGCAGCCCAGCAAUCCAGCAUUCUGAUUCGUGGAGAAGAAAGUCAAGAAGCACUUCUCCCGAUCGAAUCCCAGUGCCCCCUUCGUCAUCAUCCAUCCAAAACCAGCCUUCUGUCCUGUCGGCGUCCUCUGCUCUGCUCUGCGGGCUGCCUGCGUUAAAUGCCCCCGCUCACUCUUCCUCGUCUUCUCCAAGAACUCUCUUCGCGUUCCAAGUUUCCAACAUCACAGUGCUCUGCGUGGCCGUGACUGCACUGCGUCCGUUAGGCGGCUGGCGGCUGGCGGCGGAAGGAACUAGUGAAAAUUAUACUACUGCUGCUGCCAAUCCCUCUCGACCUACCGCCGGCGCGGUUGGCUGCACGCCAAGAUUGCUCGCCUGCAGGUUAAUUUGGUUCCUACGGGGAUAAACAAACAGGAGGGGAGAGGAGAGCGCACGCCAAGAGAGCUCGAGGCUGAUUGCCAAGAAGGGUAGUUAGAUAGAGAGAAGGAUGGGGGACGACGCGGCGGUUCCGGCGGCGGCGGCCAAGUUGGAGAAGAGCUACUUCGACGUGCUGGGGAUCUGCUGCCCGUCGGAGGUGCCGCUGGUGGAGAAGCUGCUGGAGCCGCUCGCCGGCGUGCACAAGGUGACGGUGGUCGUGCCCUCCAGGACCGUCAUCGUCGUCCACGACGCCGCCGCCAUCUCCCAGUCCCAGAUCGUCAAGGCGCUGAACCAGGCGAGGCUGGAGGCGUCGGUGCGGGCCUAUGGCGGCGGCGGCGGCGCGGAGAAGAUCUCCAACAAGUUUCCUAGCCCCUACGUGCUCGUCUGCGGCGCCCUGCUGGUGGUGUCGCUGUUCGAGCACUUCUGGCCGCCGCUCAAGUGGUUUGCGCUGGCCGGGGCCGCCGCCGGCCUGCCGCCUAUCGUCCUCAGGAGCGUCGCCGCCGCCCGGAGGCUCACCCUGGACGUCAACAUACUCAUGCUCAUCGCAGUUGCUGGGGCAAUAGCUCUCAAGGACUAUUCUGAGGCUGGGUUCAUUGUCUUCCUCUUCACCACAGCCGAAUGGCUCGAGACCAGGGCGAGCCGCAAGGCCACUGCUGGGAUGUCAUCACUAAUGAGCAUGGCACCACAAAAUGCUGUUCUGGCAGAGACUGGACAAGUGGUUGCUACCCAGGAUGUGAAGGUCAAUACAGUAAUAGCUGUCAAGGCAGGGGAAGUCGUUCCGAUCGACGGUGUUGUUGUCGAUGGGCGGAGUGAGGUUGACGAGAGCACGCUCACCGGGGAGUCCUUCCCAGUGUCCAAGCAGGCAGACUCCCAGGUCUGGGCUGGCACACUCAACAUAGAUGGUUACAUUGCUGUGAGGACAACUGCUAUGGCUGACAACUCGGCAGUUGCGAAAAUGGCAAGGCUGGUUGAAGAAGCCCAAAACAGUAGAUCCAAUACACAGAGGCUGAUUGACACGUGCGCUAAGUACUACACACCUGCUGUUGUUUUGAUGUCUGGAGCAGUAGCAUUGAUCCCUGUGAUAGUCAGAGCACACAACCUCAAACACUGGUUCCAAUUGGCCCUAGUCCUCCUCGUGAGUGCUUGUCCGUGCGCUCUUGUGCUGUCAACACCUGUGGCCACCUUCUGCGCGUUACUGAGGGCCGCAAGGACAGGGCUCCUCAUCAAAGGAGGGGAUGUCCUUGAAUCCUUGGCCAGUAUCAAAGUUGCUGCUUUUGACAAAACUGGUACAAUUACUAGAGGGGAGUUCUCUGUCGAGGAGUUUCGGACAGCUGGCGAGCGUGUUCCGAAGCAAAAACUUCUUUACUGGGUCUCAAGCAUUGAGAGCAGAUCAAGCCACCCAAUGGCUUCUGCUCUUGUUGAUCAUGCGCAAUCAAACUCCGUGGAACCAAAAUCAGAAAAUGUUACUGAAUUCCAAAUCUAUCCUGGUGAGGGAAUUUAUGGUGAAAUCGAUGGAAAGGGAGUAUAUGUUGGGAACAAAAGGAUCUUGUCAAGGGCUUCAUGUCAAACAGUUCCAGACAUGAAGGAUAUGAAAGGAGUUACCGUGGGAUACGUGGUCUGCAGCAAGGAAUUGAUUGGGGUAUUCACUCUUUCUGAUUCUUGCCGAACUGGAGCAGCUGAAGCCAUCAAGGAGUUGAGAUCACUGGGCAUCAAGUCGGUGAUGCUUACAGGCGAUAGUACUGCCGCUGCCACAUAUGCACAGAACCAGCUGGGAAACCUCCUUGCUGAGGUUCACUCUGAACUUCUGCCAGAAGACAAAGUGAGAAUUGUUGAUGAACUGAAGGCAAAAGAUGGCCCUACACUGAUGAUCGGUGACGGCAUGAAUGAUGCCCCAGCAUUGGCUAAGGCUGAUGUUGGAGUCUCCAUGGGUGUUUCCGGUUCAGCCGUUGCAAUGGAGACGAGCCACAUUACUCUUAUGUCAAAUGACAUCCGCAGGAUUCCGAAGGCUAUCAAGCUGGCAAGGAGGACACACCGGACUAUCAUCGUGAACAUUGUUUUCUCAGUGGCUACAAAGCUUGCAAUUGUUGGACUUGCAUUUGCCGGACAUCCGCUUAUCUGGGCAGCAGUCCUUGCUGAUGUUGGCACAUGUUUGUUGGUGAUCAUGUACAGCAUGCUGUUGCUGAGAGAGAAAGGCAGUGGAAAGGUGGCAAAGAAAUGUUGCGCUUCUUCUCAUCAUGGAUCUCAUUCAAAGAAGCACGGCACUUCCCACCAUUGCUCGGAUGGUCCGUGCAGAUCAACAGGCAGUGGUGUAGAUUCAUCUGCAGGUAAGCAUGCUUGCCAUGAUCAUCACCAUGAGCAUAACCAUCACAAAGAGCCGAGGAACUUGCAUUCUGCAGACAAGCAUGGUUGCCAUGAUCAUAGUCAUGGCCAUAACCACUGCAAGGAACCUAGCAACCAGAUGUUCACAAGCAUGCAUGCUUCCCAUGGUCAUGAGCAUACCCAGAACAUCUGCAAAGAGCCGAGCAACCCGCACUCCAGCAACAAGCAUGAUUGCCAUGACCAUGAACAUGGCCACCGCGAAGAACCCAGUGGCUCGCAUUCUACCAAGGAGCUCGCUUGUCAUGGCCAUGCUCAUGGCCAUUGUGAGGAAACUAAGAGUUCACAUAGUACCGAUGAACAUGCUUGCCAUGAUCAUAAGCACUGCGAAGAACCAAUCAGCUUGCAUUGUGCCAAUGAGCAUGUUUGCCAUGACCAUGACCAGGAUGAUCAUCAGCAUCAUUGCUGUGAUGAACAGGAACCUUUGCACACCGCAGAUACACACUCCUGCCAUGACCAUAAACAUGAAGACAGUUCAGCUGGGUCAAUUCAAGAGCUCUCGAUAUCGAUCGAGGAUGCAUCGCAUGAUCACCAUGAGAAGCAAAGCCAAUGCGGUCACCAGAGCGAAGAACCCAAAGAGAGAGACUGCAGACAUCACCAGAAGGCAAAAGAUUGUGCUCCAGCUCCGACAGAUUGCAGCAGCAUAAACUGUUGCAGCACUAUUAGCAUCAAGGGAUGCGAAAUGAAAGGUAAAGACAUUUGUUCAAGCUGGCAAGUUGGUGGAAUUGGCACGGGCAGUCGCUGUUGCAGGACCAGGGUACGCAACUGCUGCAGCCACAGCAUGCUGAAACUGCCUGAGAUCGUUGUAGAGUAGGAUCGAAAGUAUAUACAUAUAUGCAUAUACUAGCGACCAAAGUUUGCCUCGUCAGCAGUUAAAUUUUGCUGCUGAAGAAAUGGUGCACAGGUCUGAAUUUUGGUGAAGCAGGUUUCUGUCGGUCUGAAAGGAUGCUGCUCUUUUUGUCUUCUCCUUGAUUUUGCAUCUUUUGAAGGAUUUGAGAAAGUGCAAAGAUAUACUAGUGCGUAGCGUAUCAGUGCGCUUAAGAAAUUGGAAAAAAGGUGGUUAAGUUAAUAACUUCAUCUUAGAUUUUCUUAGUUAGAGUACGAAGCUGUAAUUUAGUUAUGCUGAUAAAACACCUUUAACUAAGUUCAGUUAUGGAAGUUUUGUGCUGUAUGCAAUGCUGUAUCCCUUUAAUAUGGGACAAGUAGCUGAAUCACUACAGCAGUCAGGAUGGGUGCUCCCACCCUUUCUUCUUGA